Leptidea sinapis is the source of this 6849-nucleotide messenger RNA. RefSeq names its product papilin-like. The record is from RefSeq and is a predicted model, not a curated record. Gene Ontology annotation, molecular function: serine-type endopeptidase inhibitor activity. The transcript has 39 exons. Bases 970 to 6588 code for a protein of 1872 amino acids. Lineage: Eukaryota; Metazoa; Arthropoda; Insecta; Lepidoptera; Pieridae.
CCUGAAGGUGCCACAAGCAUUGUGAUUUAUGAAGUAAGGGAGUCAAACAACUACCUCGCUAUCAGAAGCAAGAUCAAGGACAAAUAUUAUUUAAACGGCGGAUACCGCAUCGACUUUCCGAGGAGUAUUGUGAUAGCUGGUACCCUGUGGCACUACGAGCGUUCGCCCCAAGGGUUUGCUGCGCCAGAUAAGCUGACUACUCUCGGUCCCACCACAGAACCCUUGUAUUUAUCACUGCUCCUCGUUGAUGACAAUGUGGGUGUUCAGUAUGAGUACAGCUUGCCGACCGCCUUGGCUCCCCGUCCGCAUCAGCAAUACAACUGGGUUCAUGGUGAAUUCACACCCUGCAGUGCUUCGUGUGGUGGAGGUUUUCAAACACGCAAUGUGAGCUGUCGGUCGCGUGAUGAACUAGAUGAAGUAAAAGAUAACCUGUGUGAUGAAGGUCUUAAGCCACCUACCAACCAGAGUUGCAACACGGAGGUGUGCCCAGCGCACUGGGUGGAGGGACCUUGGAGUAACUGCUCGAAGCCUUGUGGAGAAGAUGGAACCAGAUCGCGGCAGGUUCGCUGUGAGCAGGUCAUCAGUAAUGGACAUUCGUCAAUAGUCGAUGAUAAGGAAUGCAUCGAGCUCCACGGACGAAAACCGGCUCGAUUCGAGGAAUGUAACAAGAACGCAACCUGUCCAACUUGGUUCAAGGGACCAUGGAAAGCUUGUGACAAGCUUUGUGGUGAGGGUAAGCAAACCCGGCAAGUGGUCUGUCAUCGGCGAGUCAACGGUCGAGUGGAGGUGUUUGGAGACGAGGAGUGUCCUGAAGAGAAGCCACCUGCAGAACAGCCCUGUAUCCUGCAUCUUUGUGUUGCAGUGGAUUGGGUGCUCAGUAAUUGGACGGGGUGUGAUACAUGUUCAUCUAAAAACAGAACUAGGGUAGCCCAAUGCGUGACUGAAAACCGCCAAGUGGUUGAUCCAAGCAUGUGCAGUUAUCAUCAAAUGCCAGUUUUGGAAGAGCCGUGCGAUAAAGACAAAUUACCUGAUUGCGAAGUACAAUGGUACGCGACCCAGUGGAGCAAAUGUACAAAGGUAUGCGGCGGCGGUGAACAGAAACGAGCAAUUAUGUGUCUUCGCGGUAACAAGGAGUCUAAAGACUGUGCUGAAGAUUCCAUUCCUGAGAACUGGCGAUCAUGUAAUGAACAGCCCUGUGAUGAAGACCAAAUGCUACCAUUGAAUACUAAGUCUACACCCAUUAUGGAUGAUGAUUACAUUCUCGGGGAAUGUAUUGAGUACGAAAAGGACUACGAAGAAGAAGGAGCCGAAGUUAUUGAUGACACUCUUCCCAGUAAUGAGCUCGACGUCAUGUUUAGUGAUAGCCCAGUUCUAGAAGGCUCUGGUGGCUGGACCGCUUUCACUGAAAUUGAAUCAGAAUUUACUACUGAAGAAGGCUCUGGUGCAGAUAUAAGUGUAACGGAGGUAACGGUAACUCUUAGCGAAUUCACAACAGAUACUAACACAGAUGAAUCUACUGAUAUCACUAUAGCAUCGACAACUUUAACAAAUACCAAUAAACAUUCUGAACACACUACAGAAACCGAAACAAACACCGACGAAACUACCGAAAGUACUGAAGAAUCCACAACUGUAACAAACACAAACAAUAAUGCUGAAAGCACUAUUUAUUCAUCAACUACUGACAUUGCAACUGAGAGUACGAUUGAUUCCACCACUGGAACAAAUAUUGUAGAAUAUAGUGAAAGUACGACCGUAACAAAUACAGAUAAUGUAACAGAAAUUAAUUUAGAUUCAACAACUGAAACAAUUACUGAUGAAUCUACUGAAAGUAGUGUAGAACCCACAACUGGAACAAAUAUUGAAAGUACUAUAGUUUCAACAACUGAAACAAAUACUGAUGAAUCUUCUGAUAGUACUGUAGAAACAACUACAGAUACUGCUACUGGUACUACUUUAGAAUCUACGACUACAACAAAUAAUGACAAUGGAACUGAAAGUACUACAGAUUCAACAACUGAAACUAAUACUGAUGAAACAACUGAAAGUAGUGUAGAAACAACAACAGAUAAUACUACUGAAAUAAGUAUAGAAUCUACCACCGGAACUAACAAUGACAAUGAAACUGAAAGUACUAUAGAUUCGACUACAGCAACAAAUACUGGCGAAUCCUUCGAAAGUACCAUAGAAUCUACAACUGGUACAAAUACUGACGAAUCUUAUGAAAGUACUAUAGAAUCUACAACAGGAACAAAUGGAGAAAAUGCUUCUGAAAGUACUUUCGAAUCGACGACAGGAACAAAUACUGACAAUGGAACUGAAAGUACAAUAGAAUCCACUACUGAAACGAGUACAGAUAGUACUAUUGAUAGUACUAUUAAAUCCACAACUGGAGCAAAUACCGACGAUGAAACUGAAAGCAGUUUAGACAGCACAACUGGAACAAAUACUGACAAAUCAUCUCAAAGUACUGUAGAAUCUACAACAGACAGCUCUACUGAAACAACUAUAGAAUCUACAACGGGAAUGAAUACGGAUGAAUCUACAAGUGGCACAACUGAUGUAGGUCUUCAGACUGGUAGCACAGAAAUAGGAACAGAAAUAGUCUCGACAACAGAUGCUGGGUUCAGUUCGACUGAAAGCUCUACUAUAACAGAAGCUGGAACAACACAGACUGGAACCAGUGAAUAUGCCGAAACAUUUUCCACCGAAUCUAACGGACCAACAUCAUUAACGCAAGAAAGUACUACUGAAGCUCAAUUGGACUGGAAAUCAACUGUUGAAGUAUACACUCAACGGCAGAAAUGUAAGAUUAGGCGUAAGAUCGCUAAAUGCACGGAUAUUCGGAUAUAUCCGUACGGAUGCUGUCCUGACAAACGAACACCUGCGAACGGGCCUUUCGAUCUAGGUUGUAAGAACAUUACGACGUGCGCUGACACAAAGUACGGUUGCUGUCCCGACGGUGUAUCACCAGCUCUGGAUGAUAAAGGAGCGGGCUGUCCUGUCACACCCUGUAACGAGACGCUCUACGGCUGCUGCAAGUCUGACAACAUUACUGCUGCUACUGGAAAUGAUGAUGAAGGAUGUCCCGUAAUACCAGCCUGCAAGACUACAGAAUUUGGCUGUUGCGAAAAUGAGACCAUUUCCGCUUCAGGACCUAACAAGCAAGGAUGUCCUGAAACAGAAGUAACAACGACAGAAGGUACUACAGAGUAUUCAGAGAUUUCCACCACCUCGACAGAAACCCUUACAACAGACAGUUCGACAAGCUUCACAGACCUAGAAGCCGAGACUACAACAGUGGUCUACACCGAAAGUACAACAGAUGUUACGACAGACGACUGUACCGCUUCUGAAUUUGGAUGUUGCCUUGAUAACAUCACUGAAGCUUCAGGACCUAACGGCCAGGGAUGUCCAUGCAGUAUAUCUGAAUUUGGCUGUUGUCCUGAUAAUGUCACAGCAGCUAUAGGUCCAAAUCUAAAAGGCUGUGGAUGCAUCACGUCUAAGUUUGGAUGUUGUUUGGACGGUGACACUCCUGCGCAUGGACCGGACCUGGAGGGCUGUUGUGCGCAGUCUCCGUUUGGAUGUUGCCCUGACAACUACAAGGCAGCUGAAGGACCACAUCUUGAAGGAUGCAGUUGCCAGACCGCCCACUUUGGCUGCUGUCCGGACAACGUCACCAUCGCACGAGGUCCCAAUAACGAGGGUUGUGGAUGUCAUUACACCGAGUAUGGAUGCUGUCCUGAUAGACAUACAGCAGCGACUGGAUAUAACUAUGAAGGCUGUGGCUGCCACACGUAUCAAUUCGGGUGCUGUCCUGACGGUGUGACGAUAUCCAGUGGCCCCGGUCUCGCGGGCUGUCUCUGCCAGCAUUCUCCAUUCAAAUGUUGUGGUGAUGAAGUCACAGCGGCUACUGGACCGGAUGGAGCAGGAUGUAACUGCGCGAACAGUAAAUAUGGCUGUUGUCCUGAUGGAACUACUGCUGCAGCAGGGCCGAAAUUCCUGAACUGUACAAAUAUACCGAUAAAUAGACAAGAGGCUUGUAGUCUGCCGAAGGACAGCGGCGAGUAUAACACUAACGUCAUAGACCGUGCAGUCGUCACAACUAAGAAGUGGUACUACGACAUGACGUACGGUGGAUGCGCACCUUUCUGGUACUUGGGCUUCAAGGGCAAUCCCAACAGGUUCUCAACACAAGAAGAGUGUCAAGAUGUCUGCGUUCAUCCAGCGCCUAGAGACGCGUGUAAAUUGCCGUCAUCAAAAGGCUCGUGCACAGGAUAUAAUGUGAAAUGGUACUACGAUUCUAACCAAGAACGAUGCGCCAAGUUUAUCUACGGCGGCUGCCUCGGCAAUGAUAACAGAUUCGACUCCGAGGAACUAUGUCAAGCCAGUUGUAGGCCUGAGAAGACUGAAGAGCAAUGCAAACAGCCAAUUGAACAAGGAAGCUGCGCUGGCUCCUAUCUCCGUUGGGGCUUCAACCCGGAGACGCGAAAAUGCAGUCAGUUCAUCUGGGGCGGGUGCGAGGGUAACGCAAACAGGUUUAAUUCUGAAGCUGCCUGUAUGAUGCAAUGCAAUGCGCCUGGAGUACCUCAAGCACGAUGCAAGUUGCCAGGACCAGUUGUUGGGACCAGCACGGGGAAGUAUCCCAUGUGGUCGUUCAAGCAAACAGAGAACAGAUGUGUACCGUUCUAUUACACUGGUGAUGGUGGGAAUGACAACAUGUUUGAAAGUGAACAGGACUGCGUAGAUGCGUGUCCUAGUGCCUAUGUUCCAGAUGUAUGCACCUUGCCAGCCCACCCAGGUGACUGCGACCGCUAUGAAACACGAUGGUUCUUCGAUACGAAGCUGACAAGGUGUCGUCAAUUCUACUACGGUGGGUGUGGAGGAAACGAGAACAACUUCGCAACAGAGGCCGAGUGUGAGAACAGAUGCUCGGAGGAGGCAGCUGUCACCACCACAGUGCAGCCCACCAAUCGCUAUUGGAACGAUUAUUGCGUGCCCGAAGCGGAUCCAGGACCAUGCACCCAGUUUGAGGAGAUGUGGGCUUUCAGCGUGACGAGCGGCACUUGUAAAAGAUUCCGCUUUGGAGGCUGUGGUGGUAACAACAACAGAUUCCCCGACCUGAAAACGUGUUUGAGCAUCUGCGCGCCAGACCAAGAAGUGUGCCAACAGCCCAUGCAAGCGGGCCCGUGUCAAGGAUCCUUCAUGAAAUGGUUCUUCGACGCAGCUACCGGAUCCUGCUCUCAGUUCACAUACGGAGGAUGCCAAGGAAAUGACAAUCGGUUUGACUCUCGCGAGGACUGUGAGCGGCGUUGCAGAUCUCAAGAACCCGAGCCUGUUAGAACUACCACCAUAUCGCCGGUACCAAAGAUAAUUUACGAAGAAUGUCAGAUCUCGCCUGAGCUCGAGGAGUGUCAGGGUUCAGCUACUACGGUGUGGUACUUGGAUCCCUCACGGCGUGCCUGUGUUCCCCACGACAACGCAGACAACGGCAAACUCUGCAGACUCACAGGAGUCUACUUAUCAGAGGAGGAAUGCGAGCGGUUUUGUGGAGCUUUCGAGGGCAUUGAUGUGUGCCACGCCGCCGUGGACCCCGGCACCUGCGGGGAGUCCAUCACCAAGGUGUUCUACAACGUCACCAGCGAUCGGUGCGAGUGGUUCACCUACAGCGGUUGUCUGGGCGGCGCCAAUCGCUUCUCUUCGAUGCAGGAGUGUGAGAUUGAAUGCAGAGCGCACGCAGAUACUUGUCGGCAGGAGCCAGAACCUGGCAAUUGUUUGGAGAGCUACGACUCCUGGUACUUUAACGCAAGAACUAAAGAGUGCGAAGAGUUUACCUACACCGGCUGUCAUGGGAAUGAUAAUAGAUUUGCUACAAAAGAUGAAUGCGAGAUUCAGUGUUCUGCCAGUGCGGUUACUACUAGAAGGCCUGUCCCAACAACCAGAGCUCCUGUUGUAGACACAACUCUUUCUACUGCAUAUGUCCCAGAUAGCCGGAGGGACUCUGAGUGCCAAACACCAUCAUCUCUUGAAGCGUGCGGUGUAAACGUCACAGCAUUCUACUACGACUCCAGCGAGCAGCGGUGUGUGGAGGGAAUCAUUGGCAACUGUCCCAAUAUUAACGCGUAUAACACCGAAGAGGAGUGUGAGAGACAGUGCGGAGCAUUCAGAGGACUGGAUGUUUGCAGCCAUGAGAUGGACCCAGGCCCCUGCCUCUACAUUAUCCCCAAGUUCUACUGGGAUAUCAUAUCUCGCCGCUGCCUACCUUUCACGUACGGAGGCUGUAAAGGUGGACCCAAUCGCUUCUCCACUGAAUCUGAAUGUGAAGAAGUUUGUGGUUUUAAUAAUCCCAAAAUGGAGUGCCUGCUUCCUGUGUCGAUCGGCGAAGAGUGCGCUUCCGGCACUGGAUCUAGGCGUUGGCACUACAGCGAGAGUCACGGCGAGUGCCUGCCCUUCGUGUUCUUGGGCUGCGGGGGCAAUGACAACAACUUCCACUCGUACCAGGAGUGUAGCGGGCGCUGCAAGUUGCCGGCGCCACUCGGUAUUACAUUGCUGAGCCAACUGACAUCUCUUGUGUUCUACAUGGCAUAGGCAGCGCUGUUCUAUUGAUUUAGUAACGAGGAAAUAUUAGUGACCAAUCUGAAAAAAGAGAUUGUAUGAAACGUGUAGUCCUUGAGAGAUUGACAGAUGACGGCUUUAAUCAUGAAAAAAUGGAGAUAACCGAAGUCCACUUCGGUUUAGGCGACUGUUACUGUACUUUAAAACUUAGCAGGAUUAUACUUCGUCGCCAUAAUAUUGUAAUUUACUAUUUCAAACUUAUGUCAAAUAACUGCACGUUUCACACUAAAAUAA